CUUCAACUCCAGAAACGCUUUUUGCAUUAAUCUUCUCGUCAUCAUCACUUGCCGAAAAAUUAAAAGACGCUCCAUCACAACUCGAACCGGUACAGAGAAUUCUCCUGAUUUAUCGGGUUUCCGUUACGGCGGAAAUCCGAAACCUCUGUCUAAAGAGAGAGAGAAACAGAGUUCUCAGAUUCCGUAUUUUCAAUCCAAACCAGCUUUGAUGCGCCUCUCUCUCUUUCUGCAUCUCUUAGAAUUGCAGUCUUUUACAGGUCAGUCGCGCGUUUGAAAAUCUUCGCGUUCAUUGCAAUUUUCAGCAUUUAUUUGCUGUACGAUAUUUAAUGCUGUAACCAGAAGAGCAGAGAGAGAGGGUUGGAAUGGAAUUGAUAUUUACAUCCACCCGGAAUUGAUUUGAAUGGGCAGGUUUCGCAAGUUGGGAAUUGAGAUAGUACAGAAGAAAAGAGCUCUCUCUCUCUCUCUCUUUCUGUAUUUGAUAUUAUGAGUGCGCAGGAUAAGGUAAAUGCGCACCCUUUUCAUCGGCUAUAACUGAAGUAAGGGUUCCGUGUCCUUCGUUGCAAUGAAGAAUGGGGCAGAGGAAAAGACAGAGAAGUGAUUUCUUAAAUGAUUCUAAGGUGAAUGACUGAAUUACUGAUAUUCGCUUUUGGGUUUAAUUACUGAGGAAUGUACUGGACAGCUUAAGGAUUCUCUCUCUUCCCUAACUUAGGCAAACGAUGAAGCUUGAUACUGGGCCCACAUAUUCCCAUUCUUUCCUUGCCCAUGAGCCUGCUUCAAAAACAGUCGAAUAUAAUGACAAUCCUGUGGGGGCUGGAGGGUGGAAGGUGGGUGAUGAGUUUGUAGGGGAAGGAAAACAUGAAAUUGCAAACAUUACACAAACUGAAAACUAUGAGAUAGACAUUAAUCGAUUACACUGUGAAAAGUGUGAUGAAGAUGGAAUGGGGUAUGUAUCAGGACCACAUAUUUAUACGGCCAUGGAAGAUUCAGUUGGUGGGGCUGCAAAUGACACUGGAAAUAUGAUUGCCGCAUAUACCAACCCAUUUGAAACCUCAUAUAGAAACCCGUUCGAAGAUGACACAUAUUUCUAUACUGACAAGUCUGUGACAGAUAUUGAACUGCCAGAGCUUGUAUCUCGUUUCAAAGAUAACAGUUAUUAUGUGGUCAAGGACAUUUGUGUUGACAUUGGUGUGCCGUCUCUGGACAAAAUUUUGGAAGAAAAUGGCGAGGUGGACCACAAGGGAGUUAUCGACUUCCCACAUUCUGAUUUGGAUGAGAUUCAUGAGAAUGGUGAUUUUACAAAAGUGGUGGGCCAUACUGUGACUGUUUUCGAUGGUUUGAAUCCGUUUUUUGAUGGACGGUCUACUUCUGACGAGGAUGAAGAGGUUGCUAACCAUAGAAGUGUCGAGAGAUUACUAGUGGAAGGUGGAGGCAUCGCUGAUGCAAAAGACGGGAUUGCAAAUGAUAUCCCAGAUGAGAAGGUUGCUAACCAUAGUAGUGUUGAGAGAUUACUAGUGGAAGGUGGAGGUAUCGCUGAUGCAAAUGACAGGAUUGCAAAUGAUAUCCCUGAUGAGAAGGUUGUGCCUGAAAAACUGCUUCCAACGGGAACUGCAAAACCUGUUUUGGAUGGUUUGAAAUCUUUGGUUUCUGAUGGGCAGAAUCCUACAAUUUUAGUAGAGGAAGGUGGAGGUAAUGUUGAUUUGAUGGAUGGCAUUGUAAAUGAUAUCUCUGAUGAGAAGGUUAUGCCUGGAACAUCACGUGCGGUGGAUGACUCGGACACAGAAAAUUGCCAUGCUGAUUCACCUGGUUUUACCGGAAAUGAAGAACAAUCCAAUCAGGGUCAUGCUCAGAAUCCGAUGGACAGUGUGGAUGUAAGAUCACAGGGUGAAAGUGAAGAGGCACGCUUGGCAAGCUCAGUUGCGCCUUCUGCGACCGAAGUACCAAAUAACACCAAUAGUGCCAAAGAUUUUCCCUUUGAUAGGACAGUGGAGAGUGGAAGCAUUACUUUUAACUUUGACUCAUCAUCACCAGUGAUGAGUGGCAGAGUGGUGGGUCGUGACAGUUCAGUUUAUCAGCAGUCCGGUCGGAGUUCAAACGUGCCUGGGCUCGAUGAUGGGUUGCUGGACAGUCUGACAGGUUCAUCCCGAAGCUUCUUUAUUCAGCAUGGCCUUGGGGAGUCUAGUUCUGUCUCUGGCCCCAUAGCAUUCUCGGGCCCCGUAGCAUAUUCUGGCAGCAUCUCUCUCCGAUCAGAUAGCAGUACAGCAAGCGCUCAGUCCUUUGCAUUCCCUGUCAUACAUUCAGAAUGGAACAGCAGCCCGGUGAAAAUGGCAAAAGCAGACCGUCGGCAAAUCCGGAAGCACCGAGGUUGGAGGGUAGCCUUUUUCUGUUGUAGAUUCUGAUCGCUUUUGUCUCCCUCCACACGCUCAGUGAGUUCAAUCAGCAGGCUUCAAAAUAUUAUUAUAUUUAGGUGUGAUUUCUCAUAGAUCUUCUCAUGUUAUAUGCUUGCCCUUGUGUUGUUUUUGCAGCAGGUUUAAUGAGUUGUGGUAUUUCUUUUUUGGUUGUGGUGUUAAAAAUGUAGUUUGAAAUGUAAGCAAUUUAUUUCGUUUUAUUAUUAUUAUUAUUAUUUUCAUUUAUAUCUUGAAA
This is a messenger RNA of Magnolia sinica, 2640 nucleotides long. RefSeq lists its product as uncharacterized. The transcript is spliced from 6 exons. NCBI's taxonomy places the organism in Eukaryota, Viridiplantae, Streptophyta, Magnoliopsida, Magnoliales, Magnoliaceae. The coding region runs from base 717 to 2396 and encodes 559 amino acids. Gene Ontology annotation, biological process: regulation of asymmetric cell division. The record is from RefSeq and is a predicted model, not a curated record.